UAGUGACGCUAUUCGUAAGUAAGAUAGCAAUUAUUUAUUUACGGAGGUCCCGUACACCGGGACUUUCCGAGGCUACCGAUCGAUCAUGGAAAAGCCUGCUCGCUACAAAGCAAAAAGUAAAAAACCCGCCGCUAAACCAAAAACGGCAAAGAAGCGUAAAAGUGACGGUAAUUAAGUAAAUCUUCUUAUACACGUUCCCCUAUGCACUAAAAUAUAUUGAAGAGAAUAAUGGGACCCACUUGCUCUAUGUUUUUGGCUGAAUUAACCAGAAAACUGGCAUCCAAAAAGAAACAAGAAGAAGAAUCCCCAAAAAAUAUUGUUCAAACAAUAAUAGACAGCAUAACAAAUGCGUUACCAGUCAAGCUUUCAAGAAAAUCUCCACAGAAAUGUCCAUCGCCUAUGAAAAUUGAGACGUUACAAACAUUAGCACCAGAAUUAAUACCCAAUGACUCAUUAAAUUUCCCUGCACCCGCAACCACAGCUAGCAACAUCGAAGAUGCUUCUAUGGAUUAUCUAGAAAUCCUCAGUCCACCAAGACCUGGAUCUUUUAAGAUGCCCAAAAUGCCUUUAAUUAAUAGUGACGAAUUAAAGGCAUCAGCAGAAAAGAAGAGGAAAGCUCAAACACAAGACCAAUCAGUUAAUACAGGAACAGAUCAUGAUGUUGCCUCAGAAAUAGCUAAACAUGUUGGCACAUUAAGGAAAAUCUCGUUGAUAGCUGAAGAGUUUAACCAAAAAACUGCGAAAAAUUUAAAAGAAAUAGUCGACAGUGUCCAAGAGGAUUUGAUAAAGAAACUGGAAGAGAUACGAGCACAACAGAAACUCCAUUCAGAGAGAACAUUGCACAUCAGUGAAGAUCAAAGCAUCGUCGAGGACGAUGACACUACUGGCGACUAACCAAGAAGUUUGAUCACUUUAGAAGAAAACAUCUCGUGUCAAAUUACCGUUGUCAAAAUAAAAUGCAAUAAUUUUUAGAUUCUCAUAAAAUUGAUUGUUAAAAAUUUAAAUAAACAAAAACAAAGCA
Molecule: messenger RNA, 1021 nt
Organism: Spodoptera frugiperda (fall armyworm)
Lineage: Eukaryota; Metazoa; Arthropoda; Insecta; Lepidoptera; Noctuidae
Exons: 5
Coding region: 229-894 (221 amino acids)
Source: RefSeq, a predicted model, not a curated record